Molecule: messenger RNA, 2488 nt
Organism: Austrofundulus limnaeus
Lineage: Eukaryota; Metazoa; Chordata; Actinopteri; Cyprinodontiformes; Rivulidae
Gene: hoxc8a
Product: homeobox C8a
Exons: 2
Coding region: 373-1125 (250 amino acids)
Biological process (GO): regulation of transcription by RNA polymerase II
Cellular component (GO): nucleus
Molecular function (GO): DNA-binding transcription factor activity, RNA polymerase II-specific; RNA polymerase II transcription regulatory region sequence-specific DNA binding
Source: RefSeq, a predicted model, not a curated record
CUGUGGAGGAAAAAAAAAGAAAGAAAAAAGAGCAGCGUCUGUGACUGUGCCGCUGGAGCAAGCCAGGUUUAACAUUAGCCAACGCACAUCCAAAGCACAUGGCAUGAGCCGGCUUUGAGACUGCACAGCCACCCGAGGGGGGGAAACACACACACACACUCACUUACGACUGCGAGAGAAAUCCGAUGAGAGGAACGGCUCAGAGAGAGUGAGUUGCCGUAGAUUGUCCGAAGGGGCAGCGUUUCUCCUAGUUCCGGUUUGUCUGUCUGUGCGCGCUGCGCGAGUUGGGACCCUAAACAAAAGGCUGCCAUCAUCCUAAAGGAAAGAUAUUCAGCUGCGCGAGAGAGCCCGUCUGCUUGAUGCUAACCAAACAUGAGCUCCUAUUUUGUUAACCCUCUUUUUUCUAAGUACAAAGGCAGCGAGUCACUGGAGCCAACUUACUACGACUGCAGGUUUCCACAAAGCGUCGCCCGCAGCCACACGCUGGUUUACGGACCCGGAGCAGCCGCGCCGGGCUUCCAGCACCCGUCCCAUCACGUACAGGACUUUUUCCACCACGGGACCACGGGGAUCUCCAACCCGGGAUACCAGCAGAAUCCCUGCGCCCUGGCUUGCCACGGAGACGCGACGAAAUUUUAUGGAUAUGAAGCGCUUCCGAGGCAAACGCUUUAUGGUGCCCAGCAAGACGCGAGCCUAGCGCAAUACCCAGACUGUAAAUCGUCGAGCAGCUCUAACCCCGGAGAAGGACAAGGCCACUUAAAUCAAAACUCCUCUCCCAGUCUAAUGUUUCCUUGGAUGAGACCCCACGCCCCAGGCAGAAGGAACGGGAGGCAAACCUACAGUCGCUACCAAACUCUUGAACUGGAGAAGGAGUUUCUCUUCAACCCUUACCUGACCCGCAAGCGAAGGAUCGAGGUGUCCCACGCCCUGAGCCUCACUGAGCGGCAGGUGAAGAUCUGGUUUCAGAACAGGAGGAUGAAGUGGAAAAAAGAGAACAACAAAGACAAGUUUCCGGGUCAGAGAGGAGAGGCUGAAGCCGAGGCCGAGGAAGAGGGCAACGAGGACGGUGAAGGGGAAGAGGCAGAGGAGAAAGAAGCGGAAGAGAAAGAAGAAAGCAAGGAGUGAUUUUAUGGUCCUUUUUAUGGUUAUAUGGCUGGAAAAAAAGAGAGAGGAAAAAAAAAGAAAGGUCCCAUAAACAGACGAGGAGUCCCAAGGAGGCUGCGAGCGCGUCAUUUUUAUGACCACCCUUCCAUUUUGUCAAGAGGGAACAGGAAUUCCACCAACAUUGCUGUCAUAAAUAGACAAAAUUCUCCUUUCCCUCUAUUGUCCUAUACUGAAACACAUUUGGAGAAACUACACACACUUGUAGCUAAAUUUAUCCAUCAGAACUCUCACCCUUGCACAAAAAAGGGAGAAUUAAAAACGCAUGUUAGAUGGAAAAAAAUGGCCAUUUUUUCCGCCCCUAAAUUUGUUUUCUGUGUUAGAAACGUAACCCAGUAAGAUCAAAUACCGACCUGUGUUGUACAUAGAUUUAAACCUACAUUUAAAGAAAAAUAAAAUAAAAAUACAAAACAUUUCAGCCAGCAGCUUCUCCGAAAACAAAAUGUAGGCCUGUAACUUUAGUAGUGAGUGUUCAAACAUCAUCGCAGCAAUUACACAUGGCUUUAAGAGCCAAGAAUAAAACACACAUUUCAAUAUUUUUGUUUUUCUUUAUUAGAAUCGUUACGGUUUUAUUCAGUUCCUGUGUUAUGGCCCAGACAUAAAAAAAAUAACCAUUAGCUCCUCAGACAUCUUUGUUCUUCUUAGGAUUACCAGGGAAAUGCAACUUUUUGAAAUCCUUUGAUGCUACCUAAACCUGGGGAAAUUGCAAUAGAGAUUUCUUAAAUGUAGAGAUUUCAUAAGGUUUUAUUUUUCAUUUUUAAAGUGUUCUCUUUCAACACUAUAUGUUGUUAAGUUAAUGUGUAUAGCAUUUACCCAAUAUACAGAAAAAAAAAACACUUGUUGAAGACAAUUUGAGUCUUGGGAAGACAAUUAAGCCAAGCUAAUACUAUUUUAUAUUAUUGUUAUUAUUAUUAAUAUUAUUAUUUUAUUAAUAUUUUUUCUUCGAGAUUGUGUACCACAGCACUACCUAUUAAACUCAGAGCUUUGUCCUCGCGUCGUUUCAAUUCCACAUGUGUUGGCAUCGCUCUGAUUCGAUUACAAGCUAUACUUCUCCCCCACCCUCUACCCCCCACCCCCCAACAACUAAAACUGCCUAUAUUUGACGCACAUUGAACUGCGUGUGAUGAUACCUGCAGCAAAUACAACAAUUUUAAAAUUAAGGGAACUUCUUUUGUUUUUGUUGUUUUUCAUUUUUCAUGUGCUGGUGACAUAGCGUAGUUGUUUUUGCACUGAAUAUAAUCUUUAUGUACGUCUUGUUAUAUAUUGAUGUUAUAACAAUUAUGCUCGUUUUCUUGUUGUUUCUCCUGUUACAAAAAAUGAAAAAAAA